Messenger RNA from Triplophysa dalaica, 1485 nucleotides. RefSeq lists its product as uncharacterized. The record is from RefSeq and is a predicted model, not a curated record. Lineage: Eukaryota; Metazoa; Chordata; Actinopteri; Cypriniformes; Nemacheilidae. The transcript has 5 exons. Bases 336 to 872 code for a protein of 178 amino acids.
UUCAGACUGCUCAAUGACAGAGGGUACGGCGACACACAAAAAAGACGCACUAAUAGAAAAUUUUACAAACUAUUUUAUUUCUUUGGUGUACUUUAGUGACGUUGAUUUAUUAUCAUUACAUAAGUUAUAUAACGUUAACUCAUAUUUGCUAAUCCCAAUCAACUCGGUUUGUUUACUGUUAGACACUUUUUAGCGUGUGCACGUAAGCUCCUGGAUAAAGACGCCUCUACUCAUAUACAUCAGAUAUACACAGAUAUAGACACAAAUCUAUAAUUAUAAAAAUUGGAGUUUUUAUAUAAGCAGAUUUUAAAACCUCUUCGAGCAACGACACAGUCAUGGAGAGGAGGUCCUGCUGCCCGCUGCUAUUAUUGGUAAUAAUGGCAAGUGUGGCUUUGAGCUUGAUAGGAUACAAGCACAUUCAAACUGAAUUAUUAAAUGAAAUAACAUCUGAAUUGAAGUUUUCGGAGACGGUUCAAAGGAGAACAGAAUUAGAUUUAACAAAUUUACAGUUAGAAUUUCAAAACAAGAACAUGGAGAUGGACAUCCUACAGAAGGAUUUUAAUGACCAUGAUGUCGAAAUAAAGAAAGAGGUUUUGGUUCAGCAGAAAAUGACAGAGGAAGUUAAAGCAUGUCAGGAUCUAUUGGCCAAAAUGAACGAGAAUAUUGCAGGUGUGGAGAAGGAGAAAGCUGAUGUUGAAGGUAACUUUGCUGCUUCUAAGACAACGUGGAACAAAGAUAUUACAGACUUUAAAAAGCAACUCGAGCAGCCAAGUCAAGUGUGUGCUUAUUUGAAAACGGGCACAGAUGCAGAUGGACUAUGCCCUAAAACCAUAGUGCAAAACACAACGCAGCAAGAAAAUAAGAAGUCUUAAUUUAAGAGUUUUAUCAAAGGAUGUUCAGAAAAAGAUUUGUGCGCACAGUACUAUGCGCACAUCUCUGUAGUUUCCACAGGCCUGUGAUUAAACUUUGUUUAAUUACUGAAUUAAGUAAAUAUAACAAUUACUGUCAAGUACUUUGGAUUAAAGCAUCUGCUAAAAAAAAUAAAGGUAUACCAGUAAGGAGAUUUGAUACUCCUUAAUAAUAAUUUGAUAAGAUGAAUACUAUGUUUUAGUUAAAACAUUUUUUAACUAAAGGAGGCGCUCUAAUGUAUUUUUUUAUUAAGCUGGAACGUUGUUUUUAUAUUCAAAAGCACACUUUGUCAGGGCAUGUUAAGAAUUCUUUUUAUAUGAUGUUCUGUUUUUAAUGUGUUAUUAUGAUUGUAAGGUAUUCUGUAUUCAUUAACUGUUCAUUAUAAUCAACACAACACAGACCCUUCCAGAAUUGUAAUUGUUUCUACUGGUAUGCAUGUGUUGGUUGUUAUUUGACCCAAAUGAAACAAUGGAAUUAACCUAUUUUUCAAGGUUUGUUUAUAACAUGUUUUUUAUCAUACAUGUACGAUUACAAACAAUUAAAAACAACUCAGAUUCUACACAGAAGUAAAACUUA